Messenger RNA from Ciona intestinalis (vase tunicate), 2475 nucleotides. The record is from RefSeq and is a predicted model, not a curated record. NCBI's taxonomy places the organism in Eukaryota, Metazoa, Chordata, Ascidiacea, Phlebobranchia, Cionidae.
AAGUUCUUUUAAGUGAAGUUUGUUUCCUCAUGGGCGCUAUGCAAGUAGUGGUGUGACUUGGCUGAACUCUGAUUGGAUAACUUGUUGCUACGACAACUGUCGUCAUGGCAGCGGUCACCCCUGUGAUAGAACGACACCCGGGGUUUAUCGAGGAAAUCGAUUAUAAUGAAAUGGAACUGAAAGAGGUGGUGGGCAAGGGUUCGUUCGGGGUUGUUUACUUAGCGAUAUGGCGCAACAUUCAAGUUGCUGUAAAGAUGAUUGAAUCAGAAUCUGAGCGUAUUGCGUUCAUGACCGAGUUACGUCAGUUAUCGAGAGUUUGUCACCCAAACAUCAUACGAUUGUACGGAGCGUGCCGGAACCCGGUGUCACUUGUUAUGGAGUUUGCAGAGUGUGGAUCACUGUAUAAUUUAUUACAUGGUCCAGGGAACCAACCCCAUUACACAUCAGGUCAUGCCAUGAGCUGGUGUUUGCAAUGUGCUACUGGUGUACAAUACCUUCAUAAUAUGAAACCUAAAGCACUCAUACACAGGGACCUUAAACCGCCAAACUUAUUAUUGACAAAUAAUGGAACUGUUUUAAAAAUCUGUGACUUUGGCACAGCAUGUGACCAGCAUACGCAUAUGACUAAUAAUAAGGGAUCCGCAGCAUGGAUGGCACCAGAGGUGUUUGAAGGUUGCCAAUACAGCGAGAAAUGUGACGUCUUCAGUUGGGGAAUUAUCCUUUGGGAGGUAUUAACUCGUCGCAAACCAUUUGAUGACCUUGGAGGGCCAGCCUUUCGUAUAAUGUGGGCAGUUCAUACAGGGGCACGACCCGACCUUAUUCAAGGUUGCCCGCAACCAGUGGAAUCGCUCAUGACAAGAUGUUGGUCGGCGAAACCAAACGAACGCCCGAGCAUGGAUGAAAUAGUCGUUGCUAUGAGCGACCUUAUGCAGUUUUUCCCUGGUGGGAAUUCCCGCCUGAACUUCCCCUUACACGAUAGUGACAGUAUACCAAGUUCGGAGAGUAGUUCGUGUUACGACUCCAGUAUUACUGACAGCACGCGAGAAAGUUACAUGGGCACAAUAAGCGAUACAGUUCGUAAAUCUGUGCACAAUAUUCACCCAACCGUGACAAACAUUAGUAAAGUACGAGCUGCAUCGUGUUCCCCUGUGUUGGGGAAUCCCCGGGCCCAGGAUGUCGCCGGAGAUGCACGAGUUCGUUCAAGAUCCCACACACCAGACCCGCAGAAGAAUCCUGACCCACAAGGCAAGAAGUAUAAGAAAGGCCAUCGACGGGCUUCUUCCUAUGGAAACACAUUAGAAAUUCCAUUUGAUGCGAUAAGAGAUGGAGCUUUAUCAAAAGUUACAAAAUGUGAAUCCCGGCGUCGAUCUUCUCAAGACCUGAUCGCAGAAUUUGAGCAAACUACAAUCACUCCACCUCGUACUCCUAUCGGGUCACGAUCAGGAAGUCCUUCCCCCGCCAAACAAGUCCUUAAACGUGUUCGUUCCGGUAACCCCUCACCCAUAUCGGUGGUGGUUCCCCCUGGCCCCAGCCCACCCCUACCAACGCCAGGUAUUCCACCUGGCCCCACAUCCCCCCAAACCACCCCAACGAACAACCGACCUGUAUCAUACACCAACCACAUUCAAAGCUUCUACGACCCAAGGCACCAAUUAUCAUCAGGUUCUGACUCACAAUGUGAUUCCCUUCCACGAGCAUACAUUACAUUGGAGCUCCACCUUCAGCCGUUACCUCCAUCAACUUCGUCCAAAGAGUCGAUGGCGAUACAUCAACAACACUGUAUGCUAGCUGAGGAUUAUUUAAGGGUUCAGACGGAAAUAGCUUUGCUUAAACAGCGGGGGGAGCAACUGAGGUUGGGUCUCGCUGAUGAUGAGCGAGAGAAAAGCGAGGACGAUCGACUUAACGUCGAAUAUCAGCAAUUGGUUGCUGAGAAUACUUCUCUACAGAAGUGGUAUGACAAGAUGAAAAAGGACCUUGCAAGAGUGAGAGAGAACCAACAUAAAACUAGAAAUUAGAAAAAGGUACAAGCACUCUGUGUGGUUUAGUCACUCAACACUCUGGGUGUUGUGUUUAAGUUUCAGCACAAAAUUUAUCACUAAUAAGUUAUUUUACUUUGAAAAUUCAUUUUUGAGGCGAAAUUUUUAAAUUUCGGUUUACUGCUUUACAUUUACCCCAAUAAUAAUGUAGUUUAUUCAAAAUUAUGAUGUCACAUUCCAGUUUUAUAUUUCCUUUGUUACAAAAUAAUCUAUUUUAGGUGUAAUUUACAUGACAGAUUUAUAAUGUGACAUUUUUCGACGAAAAUCAUGAAAAUUUUAUUUGUUUUAUUUCUAAAAAAGUUAGUUUACUAGUGUUGUUUCUUACGUAAUGGUCCCCUUGUUUUUGUAAAUAUAUUGCGCUUAAAAUGGGACCAACAUUGAUCUUCCUUACUAUGUUGUUUACAUACUUUGGGAUGCUUAAUACAAGGUAUAAACAAAA